Molecule: messenger RNA, 1437 nt
Organism: Parnassius apollo (apollo)
Lineage: Eukaryota; Metazoa; Arthropoda; Insecta; Lepidoptera; Papilionidae
Source: the annotation of a GenBank genome assembly
AUGGCCGAUAAAAAGAAAAAGAUAUUGUUUUCAAAAGAUGCUAUUACGAGACGACCCAUGAUUUUAAAAUCGGACCGUGACGUUACAAAAGAUCAAAAUAAAGAUAAAUUAGAAAAAGAAAAACAACCUACGAUAAUUUUGAAGACUCGAGAACAGAGUACUCCGAAGGAAGAUCGACCUCAGAGUCCUAAAACUUACACAUCAGAAGGAGAUGGAUACUAUCCUAAUAAAAUUGCUCAAAAUGAAAACAAAGAUAAAAGGGGUGCAGAAGCAAAACCUACUGCCGGCCUGAAACUAAUGACAAAACCAGUUAAGUUAUUGGAUGAAAAUUUAGAAUUUAAUCAGUCUGCCUUGAAGUUCCUUCAAGAUUGUAACACCAAUUACCUGGUUGUUGGUAUAAUAGGUACACAAGGAGUUGGCAAAUCAAUGAUAUUAAAUUUAAUUGCUCAAAACUCUGCUAUAGCUGAUGUCUGCACACAAAUAUUACAUUCACAUGAAGUUACUAGCAACACAGAGGAAACAAAUGAUAUAUCUAACAUUGAAAAUCAAAUAGAGAACCUAAAUAUUGUGGAGGCUACUGAAGCAAAUGAUGACAAAAAUAGUUUUUUUAAGUUUAAAAUGCAAGAUAUGGAGCAGAUUGAAAGAGGUGCUCAUUGCACAAAAGGUAUAGAUAUGUAUGUAACAAAUGACCGAGUAAUCCUGUUAGACUGUCAACCACUAUGGUCACCGUCACUAAUCGAUGAAUCCAACAAUUUAUCAAUGAAUCCGAGAUGUGCAAAUAUAAUGACAGUGGAUUGCCUAGAAAUUGCAUCUUUCUUAAUGUCUAUAUGCCAUUUAUUAAUUGCAGUUCAGGAUUGGUUUACAGAUUAUAAUUUUAUAAGGUAUAUACAAACAGCAGAAAUGCUAAAACCAACAUUAUCAGCAUCAAGCACGGUGACUGCAAAUCCUGAAGGAUCAGAGUCGUCAUAUUAUGGAGAAGGUCAUCCACAUUUAUUGCUGUUGCACAACCGCUGCCAGUUAGAAGAUUUCACACCUGAGGCGAUUAAGACUAUGCAAGAUUUUUACAGGAAAGCUUUUCAAAGAUCCAACUUGCAAUUGAAUUCUGGCAUGUACAUGUAUAGUGAUAUCAACAAGAAUGGUCUUCAUUUAGAUCAAGUAUACAAAGAUUGUGACGUGGAGAAUGGUGGACCACCAAUAAAUUUGUUUCUUUUGCCUGAAAUUUAUAGCGAUUUCGAUAAAAGAGAAAUAUAUAGAGGUCAUCCAUCAUUCGAAGAACUGGCAAAACGUCUUCGUUGGCUUGUUCUCGGAGUAAAUAGGCAUCAAAUUACAAAUGUGCCUAACCUGUCAGAGAAGGGUUGGUUUCAGUAUUGCAGCAAGGCUUGGGAAACUAUAAGGAAGUGCACAUUCUUUAUUGAAUAUGAAAGAUUGUUACCUUGA